This is a messenger RNA of Ruditapes philippinarum (Manila clam), 1784 nucleotides long. RefSeq names its product alpha-amylase-like. NCBI's taxonomy places the organism in Eukaryota, Metazoa, Mollusca, Bivalvia, Venerida, Veneridae. The transcript is spliced from 8 exons. Gene Ontology annotation, molecular function: cation binding; alpha-amylase activity. The record is from RefSeq and is a predicted model, not a curated record. Gene Ontology annotation, biological process: carbohydrate metabolic process. The coding region runs from base 101 to 1672 and encodes 523 amino acids.
UGUGAAAGUAGAACAGAUACUAAAGUCUGGGUUGAUAAGAAGAAUUUAUAUAAGAUCAUUGACACUUGUCAGCUCUCGCAGACGUUUUGAAGAGGAAGAGAUGCGUUUUAUUUUCGCUUCAGUAUUUUUUACUGUAAUUGUUCCGCAAGCUUUGGUCGCUGGUCCAUACAGUGACCCGCAUUGCGCGUCUGGUCGUGAUUCCAUAGUUCAUUUGUUUGAAUGGAAGUGGUCUGAUAUCAAAGCUGAAUGCCAGAGGUUUCUAGGGCCAUACGGAUACUGUGGCGUUCAGGUGUCACCCCCGAACGAGAACGCAGUUGUCACUAAUCCAAACCGGCCUUGGUGGGAACGAUACCAGCCCGUUAGUUAUAAGAUAAUAUCAAGAAGUGGAAAUGAACAGGAAUUUAGGGACAUGGUAACCACGUGUAACAAAGCCGGUGUGAGAAUUUAUGUCGACACCGUUAUAAAUCACAUGACCGGAAGUUACUCCGGUACCGGAACUGCAGGUGACCAUUUCGACGGAGGAAGCUGCAGUUUUCCUGGUGUGCCUUUCGGUAGUCAAGACUGCAAUGGUGGUGACAAUUGCCAUACAAGUGACGGUUCAAUCCAUAAUUACAACAACCCCGAAGAGGUUCGCAACUGCAGGCUUGUUGGUCUUGCAGAUCUCCGACUGUCAAAGGAUUACGUUAGAGGAAAAAUUGCCGGGUACCUGAAUCAUCUUGUUGGUAUGGGCGUAGCUGGCUUUAGAGUCGAUGCAGCGAAACACAUGUGGCCAGGAGAUCUAGAAAAUAUUUUUUCUAGACUUCAUAAUUUAAGGAGCGAUGCCUUUGGGUCCGGGAAGAAACCGUUUGUAUUUCAAGAGGUAAUCGACCAGGGCGGGGAACCCAUUAAAAUGUCCGAAUAUUUCAAUACUGGAAGAGUUACCAACUUUAUAUAUGGGGUAAAACUAGCAGACGUUUUCCUCCGACAUUCAAAUCAAGCAAAAUGGCUUGGUAACUUCGGUGAAGGGUGGGGAAUGCCUAGUACAUAUGACGUUGUUGUGUUCUUAAGUAACCAUGACAACCAGAGAGGUCAUGGAGGUGGCGGUGCACCUAUCACCUUCUGGGAUCCGAAACCGAUGAAAAUUGCAACAGCUUUUAUGCUUGCUCAUCCUUAUGGCUUCCCGAGGAUAAUGAGUAGUUAUCGCUGGAACAGGAACUUACAAGGUGGAGAUGACAAAAAUAACUGGCAAGGACCACCCCACAAUGGAGACAUGAGCACACAGUCUGUUGGUAUCAACUCUGACAUGACAUGUGCUGGCGAUUGGGUAUGCGAACACAGAUGGCGUGAAGUUUACAACAUGGUUGCGUUCCGAAAUGUUGUCGCUGGCACGUCCCUGAAAAAUUUCCAUUCAUACGGGGAUCAGGCCAUUUCCUUUUCACGCGGAGAUAAAGGAUUCAUCGCACUUGUUGGUGACGGAAGUUCUAUAAAUAGUAACAUAAAUACUGGACUUCCAUCUGGAAGUUAUUGUGACGUCAUCAGUGGAAAUUAUGACAAUGGCUCGUGCACAGGAAAAACGAUUCAUGUGGAUGGAACUGGAAAUGCACAUAUCAACGUAAAUGGCCACACAGACGACCCUAUGGUCGCUAUCCAUGUUGGUGCCAAAGUGGGCAGUCCUAAGAAAGUCACAACAUAGUUGAACUUCACACAUUAUCUAUAUUAUGUUAAAAAAAGAUGUAUUUGAAACGAAUUUAUAUAAAGUUUGAAACAUUAUCAAAGCAUUGAAGUUUUUCUGCUCCAUAUAACUA